AUGAACCUGAGUUCCAAGGAGAGGACUACACGGGCGCUGUGCGGAGCCGCUAUUGGUCCAGCUGACGGCCCAAGAAGUGUGACUGUGUUCGGCGACGGAAAUUCUGAUCACUCGCCUCCCGACGCGGCGGCAAGGGUUCAAUGCCCGACGAGGUCACAACCGGACUCAACGCCAGUGAGAGACAUGAUGGCUCCAGGAACUUGUUACAAGAUGUCGAGUGGGAGCGCGCCCCGCUGCACCAACGCGCCCCGCCGGAACCCUUCUGAAGGUCGCAGACCUCCUCAAGGCGCCCAGUCCUCCUGGUAUGUCGCGGAGGGAGCUGGCGUCGCGCGCCGCGUCGUGUCGUCGUCGUUGACGCCCGCGUCGGACUCCUGCUUCGACAUCGACACCUCUUCUCCCUCUUGUCUCUCCCGCUGUGCUGGACCCGCGAUGGAUCGCCUGCGCGUCUUCGCCGCAUUCGCGACGCUUGCAGGCGUGGCGCUGGCGUCGGGCGACAUCUCGCUGUCCCUGCCCGAGCCCAGAGUGGUGCGCGGCGUGAACUCGUCGCUGGUGGUGUCCUGCAACUCGCCCGCCGCCGUCGCCUGGGUCAGCCCGGCCGGCGAGCUCAUCACGCGCACCCUCAAGGGCAGGAUCCACCUGGAGAGCAACCACAACGGCAAGGGCGUGUCCUUGGUGCUGGAGCACAUCCUGAAGCAGGACAAGGGAAACUACACGUGCAAGGCGACGGUGGACGGUCGCUUGGUGUCAGCGACCUUCGAGCUGCUGGUCAUCAAUCCUCUGUCGUUCGUGGACACGCCGACGGAGCAGACGGCGGCGCUGCACUCGAACGUGGUGCUGCGGUGCGAGGUGCUGGGCGACUUCGAGCCCAGCAUCACGUGGCAGCGCGACGGCAAGAGUCCUGAAGGCCCGCGCUACAAGGUCGUGAACGACGGCCUCACCAUCAUGAACGCCACGCUGGAGGACGAGGGCGUGUACGUGUGCCGCGCCUUCCAGGUGUCGCAGGUCACCACCAACACGCUCGAGCGCAGCAUCACCCUGAGAGUGGAGCACGCGCCGCUGUGGCCGGACGGCAGGAACCGCAGCGUGGCGCACGGGCUGCUGGGCGGAGCCGCCAACCUGACCUGCGCCGCCAAGGCCUUCCCGCCGGCUAGCUUCCGCUGGCUGAGGGCGGGCCGGCCGCUGACCGCAGUCGCCGGCCAGGUGUCGCUGUUCCAGGCCGACAGCGUGGGCGUGCUGCAGGUGGUGGUGCAGAACCACAGCUGGUUCGGCGAGUACACGUGCGUGGCGCGCAACAAGCACGGCGAGGCGCAGCGCGUCGUGCAGCUGGUGGAGGGCACCAAGCCGGAGCCCCCGGCCAGCGUGGGCGUGGACGCGGCCGAAGGCGACUCCCUGUCGCUGAGCAUCGAGGCUCCCGAGGACGACGAUGACGACGCCUUGGGCUACCGCGUGCAGUACCGCCUCAAGGGCGCCAACGUCACCUGGGAGCGGGCGCACUUCGUCGACCUGGACAAGGGGUCGCGGCCGUACCGCAUCUCGGGGCUGGCGCAGAACGCCGUGUACGAGGUGCGCGUGGCGACGCGCAACGCGGCCGGCCUCAGCGACUACUCGCCCGAGCUGUCCUACAAGAAGUCCCCGGCCCAGGCGGAGCACGUGUCGGCCGGCGCCGCCCCCGCCGCCGCCGGCCCUGCCUCGCUGCUGCUGCUGCUGCUGCUGCUGCUGCUGCUGCUGCUGCGGCUGUAAGGCCCCCGGCUGCGAGGCUGCUGCGCGCGUGUUUCGCUGCAUUCGAUGUUUCUCUCAUUUCACCCGAAUCUGAGCCGCGAACAAAAAAAAAACCUUUCUCCCCCCCCCCUUUUUUUGUGGUUCCUAAUGUCAUUUGUUUGCUGGGGGGAAAAAAGAGUUGCGAUGAAAUUAAGGAUCUAUUAAUAGUUUACGAAAAUAAUUUUUGGACCAUUUAGUGAACGAAAAAUUUAAUCCGUGCCCUUGUCGUAGCUUAUGAAUCCAUCUCUUCAGUUAACUGAAAUCCCAUUGUCAAAAACCUUGGAUGCAAUUGUUUAUUGAAGGUUCCUUGAAAAGAAAUAUACAUACAUUAAUACCUUUUGGAUUUUUUUCUGUCAUUGAAAUACACCUAGUUUUGAAUACAACACUGAAAUAUUACACUCAUAACUAUCGACAUAUCUGAUCAUUGAAGCAUAAUUACUACAGAUACGUUAUAUCCUGGUAGCUUAUUGGUGUAAUUUAAAUUCACUCAAAACGGUGUUGAGUAAAAUACCUCUAUAUAAACUUGCACACACUUAAUGCGUGGUCUAAGACACUCCAAAUUUUUGUGUGUUGUUAAGUCAGAUAUGAAUGGAUUUGAUCACGUUUAACAGCUUGUAUCAAUUUUUAAAACAAAUACCUGACAAAUUAUUUGAUUAUAUUAAAAUGCGUUCCUUAAGAUACUAAAAUUGUUUAUUAUAUUCGUUGUAAAGGCAAGGGUAUUUUUUUUAAUGUUUGUACAUUGAUUGUUUACUCGGAAAGCACACUACUUAUUUUACCAAAUGCAAUCAAAUGAUUUUAUAACUACAAUUUGAAUAGGGGUAGAAAAUAUAUACACUAGAAAAAAGAUAAAAUUUAGUCUGGAUGUUUGGAAUGGUUUGGAAAUUUAAGUAUGUUUUAAAUAUUUAAGUCAUACUAGAAUUUUUGUUAAACGUAAAAUCUUUGGCUACAAGCGUUUUGUCCUCAACAUUAAAGAGUAGUUCAUAAUAUAAAGAAACAAAACAUAUAGCUUUCAUCAUCAAGUGCGUCUGGAUUAUAUGAAAUUUGCCAUGCAGUUAACAAAAAGUCAGCACUGAUACUGGCAUGAAAUAUAUCAUGCCAAAAAAAUCUACAGAAAAAUUAUUAAAUGCUUGUGACAUAUGUGUAUUCCUAUGUUUUAUAACAGGAAAUAUAACUUUUCUCCAUUUUUACUAAGUAUAAUAUUAUAAAAUACACAAUCAUUAUAUUGCAUUGCUUGAUAGUGAAUAUAAAAGUAUAUUAUAAAUGUUCAAUAUUUUGUUAGAAAUUUUAAUACGAAAUGUUCAGAAUGUAUAAGAAUAUUAAGAUACUAUCACGCUGGAAGUUAAUUGUAGAAUACUUGAUUACUGUUGAUUUAAAUUUAAAUAAUGUACCUACAACUGUUGUUGCGAUGAUGCAAAGUUUAAUGAACAUGGACAGUUCUGUGCACACAAAACAAAUAUGGUAAGUUUAAUGUUUCCACGGUUGGCAUUAAUAUUUAAAACACUUUUAUGUCAGACUGAGUGUGUUAAAAUGGACGACCAAUUAUUUGUUGAUGAUCAGAUUAUCUAGAAAAAUGGCUGUUAUUGUGAAAUUAAGAUUAAUCAACAUAGAGAGAACACUUUCUUCCUUUAUUAUAAUGCUAGACAACUCUUUCCUUGCAAAGAAAUAAUAUGUACUGUUCGUUUGUGUCGUUUGUGUGGACGAGAGAAUUUAUGAAUGGACCAUUUGUGAAAAAUGUAUGUACAUAUAAUGUUUGAGUGCUAUAUAAAUGUACUGUAAAUAAACCAAUGUGCACUUGUACAUAAAUGUCCCCCACCCAAAAAAAAACGUGUAAAUACAAUGUGUAGGCUAAUUGAGAUAAAUUCGAAAUAAAUAUUGAUAUUUAAAUUUUUUCCAUAAGCAUUUAUGCUUUAAUUUGUUUAUAUAUAUUUUACUUUUUUCUGGCUUAAGUAAGUUACAAAAGGAGAUUGUCUAUGAAUGUGAAUUCUGUUUGGAAAUAUAUUUCAUCACAUAUGUAUAUAAUAUAUUUUUGUUUGGUAUUAUUUUUUAUUUAUAAUGAAGCUAUGACUAUUCCUAUAUAAAAUUAAGAAACCGAUACUGGUAGAAAAAUAUAGUUAUGACGGCAAAAAUAUUAAAUUUGGUAAACUGUUAAGAACACAACAUGAAUAUAUUUAAUAAAGAAAUUGGCAUUUAUUGUAAAUUGCUCUACAUUCCCAAAAUUAUGUGUACAGUGCCAAAUAUGGAAUAAAAUAUUGUGUGAUAAUUUGUAAAUGCUAUGAAUGUGUAACUAAUUGUGAUAUACUUCAGCAAAGAGCCACGUAAUGAAUUUUACAUUAAUAUUAACGUGUUAUAUCUUUACAUUAUAGUUAGUAUUAUUGGUUAAUUAAUAGAAGAAACACAUAGUUAUGUAGAUAAAAUACACAUAAUUUAUUUACAGGAGUCUAUGUACAUUAAAUGUAAAUUAAUGUUAAGUAUUUUAUGAUGAUUUUGACAUGCUAGCAUAAGCACCAACACUGUAAAAUAACUGAUUCAAAAUUGGCUGGUUUUUGAAGGAAAAUCAUUGCUAAGUAAUAAAGCAUCAAACUAUCGUGAUAUUACAAUAAUGAUUUAUGUGUAAUUGCAUUACAUUUCAAUAAUAUAUCAUGACAUAAAUUUGGUAAAUAUCAUGCCUAAACUCGAACUUUAGCCAUGUUUUUAUGGAUUUUAUUGUGUGUGUCAAAUUUGUGUCUGUCCAGUCAUUCAGUACGUCAUGACUACUGAAAUAAUAUAUAUAUACUUUACACUCUCAUGAAGGAAAACGAAAUAUGGAAAGAAAGUUUGAAGAAGUAUUAAACGUUUUCCAUUUUUUUCGUGCCAUAAUUAUACGAAUUCAAAUAACACAAAUAAAAAUUUUAAAACCAAUUAUAAUAAUUCUAAGCAGUAUAAUAAUUAUAGCAACUUAACACUUAUUUUCAAACUCCACAUGAACUUUAAGGUACACUAUGAAAAAACAUAUCCUGGUAAGAAUAUGUGACCAAUUUAAGUUUAUAGAAAUUCCAAAAAUCAUAACAAUUUAUAAUUUUACUUGUCGGUUUUUUUUAUCUAAUAACAUUUAAAAAUAACUUUGUCAGUCAUAAAGUCACGUGUACUCACACCAGUUAAUGUAUAUAGUUAGCCUCAUAGUGUCGCAUAUGCCAACUCACUGCAGGUAAGCUUUAUUUCUGUCGGUUUAAAAAUAAGCAAUUUGGUCUCUGCGUGUUGUAUAGGCAACUUUUCCAGGAAUUUUAUAUAAUAUUGUGAAAAUAAUUACUGACAUAAGUAUUUUUUUCGCGAAUAAUUAUACUUAGUAAAUGAAAAUUAUACAUCAUUGUUUUAAUGGGUGUAUUAUUUGACUAAACUUAUAUUUCCGCAAUCAUAAAUAAACAGUUUACCUUUAGUUUGUGUCUACAACGACCUUUGAAUUCUAAGCUUACGGUGAUAUUUUUUCCAGUAAAACUACAAAUUAAAAAAUCCUUUCAAGAACUAAGUAAUUAUAUAUAUUAAUUGUAUUAUACAAAUAAAAAACUGUUGUAUUUAAUACUAGAAAUUUAAUGGGAACAUGAAGCUAUGACACUUUUUGAGUUAGUGACUACUAUCCACACAAACUUUAGUUGUCAAUAAGGUUUUUUCUUCAGUGGUUGUCCUUGGAGUUCCAUAAAUAAGCUUUCCAAUAGUUUGAAGGAUACGCUAGUUUGUAAACUGUCAUUCACUUAGUCCUACAGAAUAAUGCAGAAACGUCCAUAACGUAUGUAAUAGAUACAGAACAAGUGACCAAGAAUGUUUACGACAACUCAGAACUCUGCGUAAAUUGUUCAAAAAUUACAAAAAAAAAUCGUUUUUUUUUUCAACGGAGAAUACUCUUUAAAUGAAGAGAAUCCUUGGUUAAAUUUAAAUAACUGGAUCUUCGUAGACACUACAGUGUAGCACGACUUCCGAUGUUUAUUGUUCAUUUGUAUUCAGGGGAAACAUGCAAUUGGAAGGACGAAUAUAGUUUUUUUUUCUGUAGACUUGUUUAGUCUUGUUAGUUUUUGAAUGUUUCGUUAACAUUCCAGAAUUACGCUUUUGGAUUCAUGCUUAAAAUAAUCUCUAUCUGUACUCACAAAUUUACGAAGAUAUCCGAAAAUAUACGAAGAACCUUGGAAAUUAGUACACAUUUUACUUCGCAAAUUUACAAGGAAAAUUUUUUCACUUAUACUAUGUAAAUAGUUUGUUGUAGCGCACUGUUGUGCGUUGUCUAUAUUACUUUUGUGGCUUAAGAGUUAAAUCCUCUCCGGGAACACCACUUCAACCAACUGAACCUGACAGUCACUUAACAAAUAAUUUUGGGCGAACCAAGGUGUUUGUCAUGGUCUUGAGGUUUGACAGAGAAAUCUGGCGAGUUUAAGCUGACAACUAUUGAGCAGAGUGCGCACAAACAUCCACGAGCGAUGGUAAUAUCCCAAACAAGAUACCUACAUUUGAUUUUUAACAAAUUUUUGCAGCAUAUAAAAUACUUGAGUGGUUGAGUAAAAAUGAACAAUCAGUGAAACUGUUUUCAUUUAAUUAUUGUGAGAAUUAAAACAAACAAAUUAAGAAUAUCUCAGUUAAGGAUUUAUACACAUUUGAAACUUUUAAAUGUUUCCCCCACACCAAAUAUAUUCAAAAAUUUCAAACAACAAUGAAUUAUUGAUGCGAUAAAAAAAUUAAACAGUUAUUUUACAGUAAUGUUUAUAAUUGUGCACUAAAUGUUGUGGCAUUUGUUUGUAAUAUGAACAAUUAUUAAAUUAGUACUUGUUAAAAAAAUUUCCUUUGCAAAUACCCUCCAAGCUGUGAGAAUGUAUUAUUUUCAUUUUUUUUAUUUUGGGAUCGAAUUUUUUUUAUGUAAGAACAAUAACCUUUUCAAAUGAUGCUCAUAACAAGUUUGUAAUAUCUUGAUUUAAAUUAUCAAACUUAGACAGGAUGAUUGAAAACCAAAUAUCGUAUGUUAAUCUAUAGCUAUCCAAUACUCUCUGUGAAUGUUUUAUUUUAUACAGUUGAAACACCCAGGACUUGUAUGACAUAAUAAAGUUCUCCUGUUUGGAA
Bacillus rossius redtenbacheri is the source of this 6834-nucleotide messenger RNA. Its product is annotated as hemicentin-2-like. The record is from RefSeq and is a predicted model, not a curated record. Gene Ontology annotation, molecular function: protein binding. Gene Ontology annotation, cellular component: neuron projection. The transcript is spliced from 10 exons. Bases 1 to 1740 code for a protein of 579 amino acids. Lineage: Eukaryota; Metazoa; Arthropoda; Insecta; Phasmatodea; Bacillidae.